This is a messenger RNA of Boleophthalmus pectinirostris (great blue-spotted mudskipper), 1144 nucleotides long. It is a transcript of the gene ppp1r1c, whose product is annotated as protein phosphatase 1, regulatory (inhibitor) subunit 1C. Lineage: Eukaryota; Metazoa; Chordata; Actinopteri; Gobiiformes; Gobiidae. The transcript has 5 exons. Gene Ontology annotation, cellular component: cytoplasm. The coding region runs from base 3 to 320 and encodes 105 amino acids. Gene Ontology annotation, biological process: intracellular signal transduction. Gene Ontology annotation, molecular function: protein phosphatase inhibitor activity. The record is from RefSeq and is a predicted model, not a curated record.
UGAUGUUGUUGUCCACUUGUGACUCUGUGAAAAUGGAGCCGAGCAGUCCAAAGAAGAUCCAGUUCACUGUCCCCCCACUGCAGGACCAGCUGGACCCACAGGCCGCUGAACAAAUUCGACGCAGAAGACCCACUCCUGCUACUCCCUACCAAGUCCACAGACAGCCUCCAACAGAUACUCAGCAUUCAUCAAUCAGACACUCACAGCAGAAUUCAAACAGCCCAGAAAGGAAAUGCAGUGUGCACAGUCCUCCAUCAAUGAAAGACUUCUCAUGUGACGUCACAAAGGAGCUGUCCAGUCCUGGUUCUGUGUCCAGAUAGAAUCCUUUUCUGUUUGUUCAGCUGCUCACAAUGAGGCCUCCAUGACUUCGCUCACAGGUUAUUAUUGCUGUGAGUCUGUGAACUGAAACUUAUGCAGUGAUUCUCAAACUUUUCACACAGCACACCAAGUACCAUAGGAUGAAAUUGAUGUUCUGAAACCUGGACUAAAGUAGAUAUUAAAUAUGGAGAAAAAUAAGACUAAACCGGGUCUACAAUGAGACUAAACCAUGGAUAGUGCAGUAAAUUAUGUUUAACCCAAAAGAGGACAUUAGAUGUUUUAAAUUAAACAAAUAACAGCAGAUGGCCUCAUGUACCACCAGUUGUACACACACCCCAGUUUGGGAAACACUGACCUACAGGAAACAUGUUUGUGUGGAAAGUUUUAGCUGUAAACUGUGUAUACAAAUGUAAAUAAUAUGACCCCUUUCUGUUCCAUCAUCCAAGAUGUAAUCUUUAACAAAGUGCGCAAUACAAUGCUUGUAUUUAAUUUAAAAUAUGAAUGUGCAAAGUCUAAUGUAGAGUAAUCAAAGCUUUUAACCAUGGUUUACGGGCACAAUAGCAAACAUCCAUCAAAGGUUUUUUUUUUCAUUUUCAAUCACAUAGAGUAGCCCUUCACCGACAUCUAUGACCAUUUCAUAACUUCAUUUAGCCUAUCUUUACACACUGAAAAGAUACUCAACUGGUAGACUACUUGUGCUGUAUGCUUGCGCUGUACAAUUGUUCAUAAAGGUUAAAAAACGUUAGACAUGUGCCUUGAUUUGUAUUUUAUACAAAAUUGUUCUGACAAAUGCUCAGCCUAAAUUAAACCUCAAUAAAAACAUAAA